AUGUCCUCGUCCCAGAGCGCGGUCAAGGAGCGGUACCACGCCCCUUCCAACAGCCGCCACUCGUCCAAAAUCACAGUCGAGUACCACCGCCCGUCGCGGGAAUCCAUUCAAGAGUACAACGACCUGCUCGCAGAGGCCCACCUCCACGCCGCAGCCGCCAACUCCUACUCUCCCGACACCUACGUCCCCUCCCGCUCCGCUCCGCCCCCGCCGCCCUCCCACUCAAAGUCCUCCCCUGGCCGGGUCCGCAAUUCCCUCCAGAAACCCCCACCCCGCAAGCCCACUCUCGAUCGCGAUCCCUUCCGCAACGACGCCCCCGCCAUGACGACCACCUCCCCCCCGCCCCGUCCUUCGAGGGCGAACACGGCCACCUUGAACGACAUCUAUUCCACCCAGCCUGCCUCUCCCACCUGCGCCGCAGAUGGCCACCCAGCACGCUGGACACAACCAAUACCCCACCUACGACGCACCCUCCCUCCCCCGGCCCCGUACGCCCCGAGCACGCCCUCGACGAUCAGCGCAGGCACCAGCCGUGCUCGCAGCAGCACCACCGGCAAGUCGAAGAAGGGUAUGUUCACCUUCAUGUCCGAUUUCCUCAACAACUCGAAGCGGCCCGAGAUCAGCACCCCUUACGAUCCCGUCCAUCUCACCCAUGUCGGCUUCAACACGUCCACCGGCGAGUUCACCGGGCUGCCGAAGGAGUGGCAGCAGCUCCUCCAGGAGAGCGGUAUCUCCAAGACCGAGCAGGAAAAGAACCCCCAGGCGGUCAUGGAGAUCGUCAAGUUCUACCAGGAGAACAACCGCGGCGACACCUCCGUCUGGGACAAGAUGGGAGCCGUCGCUGCUCCGACGCCGCCGACGCCGGUCGCGACCUCGCAGCAAAGGCCGUUCAUGGACGAUGGAUUUUCUAAUCCUCGCUCGGCUCCUCCUCCGCCCAAGAAGCCCACAUCAAACCCUGCAACGCCAGUCUCCCACCGGAUGGCUCCCCCUCCCCCAGCGCCCGUUUCGCCCUCCCUUGACCGCUCCACGUCGCAGCGGCUGCCCCAACAGAAGCCGUACAAGCCCUCUGACCAGCUCUCGCGUGCCAACACCACGCGCGACAGGCCCUCGCCCGGUCCGGACAAAUAUUCGGGGUCUCCCGCAGCACCGCCCAAGCCACCGAAGGCGUCUCCCGGCUCAUCCCAGACGGAGCUCCCACUCAAAGCAUCUCCGUCGGUGCGUGACCGGGAGCGUGAGGGCCGUGGGCCAGCAUCACAGCCUCAGCCCAGCGCCGCCGCCGCGAGCCUCAAGCAGGCCGCGGCUGCGGGCGGGGCAACCCCCCGGCGGAGGGAAAAGAAGGAGAAGGACCCGGCGAAGGAGGCAGACAUCGUCAAGCGGCUGCAGCAGAUCUGCACGGACGCGGACCCGACGAAGCUCUACCGGAAUUUGAUCAAGAUUGGUGCUGGUGCUUCUGGAGGUGUAUACACAGCGUACCAGGUCGGCACGAACCUGUCCGUCGCUAUCAAGCAGAUGGAUCUCGACAAGCAGCCGAAGAAGGACCUCAUCAUCAACGAGAUUCUCGUCAUGCGGGCAUCCCGUCACCCGAACAUCGUCAACUACAUCGACUCCUUCCUUCACAAGAACGAGCUCUGGGUCGUCAUGGAGUACAUGGAGGGUGGUUCGCUGACGGAUGUCGUUACCGCCAACCUCAUGACCGAAGGCCAGAUCGCCGCCGUCUCGCGCGAGACCGCCCAGGGCCUUGAGCAUCUCCACAAGCACGGUGUCAUCCAUCGUGAUAUCAAGUCCGACAACGUCCUGCUGAGCAUGAACGGCGAUAUCAAACUGACCGAUUUCGGGUUCUGCGCUCAAAUUUCGGAGACGAACGCGAAGCGGACGACCAUGGUCGGUACGCCGUACUGGAUGGCUCCGGAGGUCGUGACGCGGAAAGAGUAUGGCCCCAAGGUUGACAUUUGGAGUCUGGGUAUCAUGGCUAUCGAGAUGAUCGAGGGAGAGCCUCCAUAUCUCAACCAGAACCCGCUCAAGGCGUUGUACCUCAUUGCAACCAACGGCACUCCCCAGAUCGCCAACCCGGAAUCGCUUUCCCCCAUUUUCCGGGAUUAUCUUGCCAAGACGCUGGAGGUGGAUGCGGAAAAGCGGCCGAAUGCGCACGAAAUCCUGCAGCACCAAUUCUUCAAGCUCUCGGAGCCGCUGCGCACACUGACGCCGCUCAUCAAAGCGGCGCGCGAGAUCGCCAAGAACAAGUAA
This is a messenger RNA of Epithele typhae, 2244 nucleotides long. Its product is annotated as Pkinase-domain-containing protein. Gene Ontology annotation, molecular function: protein serine/threonine kinase activity; ATP binding. The coding region runs from base 1 to 2244 and encodes 747 amino acids. Gene Ontology annotation, cellular component: cytoplasm. Lineage: Eukaryota; Fungi; Basidiomycota; Agaricomycetes; Polyporales; Epitheliaceae. Gene Ontology annotation, biological process: protein phosphorylation; regulation of MAPK cascade; intracellular signal transduction. The transcript has 7 exons. The record is from RefSeq and is a predicted model, not a curated record.